This is a messenger RNA of Exophiala mesophila, 1956 nucleotides long. Its product is annotated as phosphatidylserine decarboxylase. NCBI's taxonomy places the organism in Eukaryota, Fungi, Ascomycota, Eurotiomycetes, Chaetothyriales, Herpotrichiellaceae. Gene Ontology annotation, molecular function: phosphatidylserine decarboxylase activity. The coding region runs from base 108 to 1787 and encodes 559 amino acids. Gene Ontology annotation, cellular component: mitochondrion. The transcript has a single exon. Gene Ontology annotation, biological process: phosphatidylethanolamine biosynthetic process. The record is from RefSeq and is a predicted model, not a curated record.
ACUCAACAACCAUAGCUGUCGACCCUGCCCUCUGAAGUCCAACUCGGCGAUCCAAUCUAUUCAGUCCCAAUGUCUCCUUCAUCAGCGUGACAUCUCCAUUCACAGUCAUGGCUACCUGCCAAAUAGCAAGAACAUGUCUCUCCCGCAGGCCCCCUCUCCCCUCUGGCACCCUACAAGCACUCUUUUAUCCUCGCUCCCUGAGACCACCUCCAUAUCGCUCUCCAAAGCUCCAACUCCAGCUUACACAGAGGAGACCGUUCUCCAAUAAUCCCAGACUUCGCCAGGACCGUAAAGAGUCGGACGAGGAACCCUUUGCAACCAGAUUGGGAAAAGCAUGGAGAAAAACAAAAGUUGAAUGGAAACCUAUUCCCAUCGGCUUAGGCAUCGCAUUGCUGGGGUUCAUACAAUUUCUCCGUAUCCGCAACCGACCAGUUAAUUCGCAGGAGGGAGGAGGUGACGCCGAUGGACAUGGCCCUCGCCCUCCUAAACGUCCUCGUAUCUAUCCUUCCGGUGGUGGAUGGCAGGUCCAAAUCAUGUCAACUCUACCUUUAAAGGCCAUAUCUCGUGUCUGGGGCCGAUUCAACGAGCUCACAAUUCCCUAUUACCUGCGUGUUCCUGGCUUCAAACUCUAUGGCUGGAUCUUUGGUGUCAACUUUGCUGAGAUUGCCGAGCCAGACCUUCACACCUUUCCAAACCUAGCCUCCUUCUUCUAUCGCGAGCUAAAACCAGGUCUGCGCCCCUUGGAUCCCAAUCCCAAUGCCAUACUCUCUCCUGCCGACGCUCGCGUCUUGCAAUUUGGCACUAUCGAGAAUGGUGAGGUUGAACAGGUCAAGGGCAUGACCUACAGCGUCGAUGCUCUUCUAGGCUCUAUUGUUCCGGGAACGUCUCCAAACCCUCAAUCUCCAACCAAUAUCUUCGCUUCAAAAACGGAUGAAAAGCUCAGAUCUCUGCCCUCUGACGAUCCUGAGGCCAAAGCCAUCACAAGCGACCAAGAGUUUGCAAACAUGAAUGGUAUUUCUUAUACAUUGCCAAACCUCUUCUCCGGAGCUUCUACGGCAGCCCCUGUUCACAACCAACAGGACGCUUCCACAAAAUCCACCCCCUCAUCCGAGGCUGCCGUUUCUGCCGAUCUAGCUACCACUCAACCCUGGUGGUCGCCUUUCUCCCAUCCCUCCACUACUAGCAAGCUCUAUUACGUGGUGGUGUACCUUGCUCCAGGUGAUUACCACAGAUUCCAUUCACCCGUGUCCUGGGUCUGUUCGCAGCGCCGCCAUUUUGCUGGUGAAUUGUACUCAGUGAGCCCUUAUGUCCAAAGAACCCUGCCGGGCCUCUUCACCCUCAACGAACGUGUUGUCCUUCUCGGUCGUUGGAAGCACGGCUUUUUCAGCUAUACGCCUGUAGGCGCCACAAAUGUUGGCUCCAUCGUCAUCAAUUUCGACAAAGAACUGCGCACCAAUUCCCUCACCACUGAUACCCAGGCCGACCGAGAAGCUGCUGCCGCCGCCGAGCGUGGUGAACCGUAUUCGGGCUACAGUGAGGCCACCUAUGACCAUGCUAGCAAAGUCCUUGGAGGCCAUGCACUGCGCCGAGGCGAAGAGAUGGGAGGUUUCAAACUGGGCAGUAGCAUCGUGCUCGUGUUCGAAGCUCCUGCUGGUCAGAGAAAGGCUAGUCUCGACCAAGGAGGUUCUGAUGGAGGCGAGGUGGUUGGAGGCUUCAAAUGGGCCGUCGAACGUGGUCAAAGGGUCCAGGUUGGUCAGACUCUGGGCUACAUCACUGACCAGGACUGAAACCCAAGGUCCAGCGUCUUGAUCCUACCCACUUGGUCCAUUGCGCCAUCUCUUGCAUUCGAUCUGAGCCACUUCUCACGAACAUCUAGAAUCUUUGUAUUACCACCAUAUCAUGUACAAAGCCAUAUGUGUAAUGAUGAACUGUCUCUUUGCGUCUCUGCCUCCCAAU